AUGUUGUCCCAAUUCAAGACCUUCCUGAAGAAGAGGAAACUAAAGUUCCUUGUCCUCAGACCGACCAAGCCUGCUGGUAUCCGACAUCUUGACUCCGCUACCUACCAAACAAACAAGGACGGAAUGGUUGUCGCCACGAUCAAGUGUGUGGUUGUCGGUGACGGUGCUGUCGGCAAGACAUGCUUGCUGAUCUCCUAUACCACCAACAAGUUCCCUUCCGAAUAUGUUCCGACAGUCUUUGACAACUAUGCUGUGACGGUGAUGAUCGGAGACGAGCCAUACACUCUUGGUCUAUUUGAUACAGCCGGACAGGAAGAUUAUGACCGACUUCGACCUUUGUCCUACCCACAGACCGACGUCUUCCUGGUUUGCUUCUCCGUCACUUCACCGGCAUCCUUCGAAAAUGUUCGAGAGAAAUGGUUCCCCGAGGUUCAUCACCACUGUCCCGGCGUUCCAUGUCUGAUUGUUGGGACCCAAACCGAUCUCCGAGAUGACCCCCAAGUCCGUGAGAAACUCGCCAAGCAGAAGAUGCAACCGGUUCGAAAGGAGGACGGUGAAAGAAUGGCCAAGGAUCUAGGCGCUGUCAAAUAUGUCGAAUGCAGUGCACUGACUCAGUACAAACUGAAAGACGUAUUUGACGAGGCGAUUGUGGCAGCUCUGGAACCUCCACCCAAGAAGAGUAGUAAGAAGUGUACGAUUCUUUGA
Capronia epimyces CBS 606.96 is the source of this 705-nucleotide messenger RNA. Its product is annotated as cell division control protein 42. Gene Ontology annotation, biological process: small GTPase-mediated signal transduction. Gene Ontology annotation, molecular function: GTP binding; GTPase activity. Bases 1 to 705 code for a protein of 234 amino acids. Lineage: Eukaryota; Fungi; Ascomycota; Eurotiomycetes; Chaetothyriales; Herpotrichiellaceae. The transcript has 3 exons. The record is from RefSeq and is a predicted model, not a curated record.